This is a messenger RNA of Labeo rohita (rohu), 2599 nucleotides long. It is a transcript of the gene arfgap1, whose product is annotated as ADP-ribosylation factor GTPase activating protein 1. Gene Ontology annotation, cellular component: Golgi membrane. Lineage: Eukaryota; Metazoa; Chordata; Actinopteri; Cypriniformes; Cyprinidae. The coding region runs from base 262 to 1452 and encodes 396 amino acids. The transcript is spliced from 14 exons. The record is from RefSeq and is a predicted model, not a curated record. Gene Ontology annotation, molecular function: GTPase activator activity. Gene Ontology annotation, biological process: regulation of endocytosis; regulation of ARF protein signal transduction.
CAGGCGUGACGCAGCGCGGAUGUCCCAGAAUGCCGCUGUCUGCCAGCGCAGCAGUGAUCAAUGGUCAGGCGAGUCAGAUCAACCGGUGAAUAAACGCGUUAAACGUUAGAGAUCAACCGAUGAUCGAAACGCUUCGUCUCGGAUGGAAAUCGCUUCACGUGACUGUUCAUGAGUAAAUAAUAUCUGCAUAAAGAGAGACCAUCACCAUACUCAUCCUCCUCCUCAUCAUCAUCAGAGCCGAAGACAAACCCAGCAGGGCAGAUGGCGAGUCCCAGAACCAGACGUGUGCUGAAGGAGGUCCGGACUGAAGACGAGAACAAUGUGUGUUUCGAGUGCGGCGCGUUUAACCCGCAGUGGGUCAGCGUGACGUACGGAAUCUGGAUCUGCCUGGAGUGUUCAGGCAAACACAGAGGCCUCGGCGUCCACCUCAGCUUUGUACGGUCUGUUUCAAUGGACAAGUGGAAGGACAUGGAACUGGAGAAGAUGAAGGUGGGAGGAAACAGGAAAUUCCGCAUGUUCCUGGAGCUGCAGGACGACUAUGACCCCAACUGGAGUCUACAGGACAAAUACAACAGCAAAGCCGCUGCGCUCUUCAGAGAUAAGGUGGCGACGCUGGCUGAAGGGAAGGAGUGGACUAUUGAGAAUUCUUCUGCCAGGAACUGGACUCCUCCACAGGCCAAGAGCGGCCUGAGCGCCACCCAUCGGUCCAGUGCCGCUGCAGGACAGAAUCACACUAACUCUUCUGAUAAAGCAUUUGAGGACUGGCUGACUGAUGAUGUCAACUCCUAUCAGAAUGCCGGAGCAUCCGGUCCACAGGAGAAUCGAUAUGUGGGCUUUGGAAACACUCCCAACCCGCCCAAGAAAGAUGAAGACUUUAUCAACAACGCCAUGUCCUCCAUAUACUCGGGCUGGAGCAGCUUUACUGUUGGAGCCAGUAAGUUUGCAUCGGUCGCUAAAGACAGUACCACAAAAUUGGCCAACCAAGCAACUCUGAAGUUACGGGGCUAUAAACCACCGCCUGAGCCGGCUGCUGAAUUGGGACAGACGUUAAAUGACAGUGUUAUCAAGCCCACACAGGAGAAGGUGAAGGAGGGAAAGUUGUUGGAUGAAAUGGCCGUAGGCAUCACAGGUCUGGCCACAAAGGUUCAGGGUGCAGGCGCUAAAGGCUGGAAGGACAUGACGUCAUUCUUCAGUGGGAAACAAGAAGGCGCUGAUGAUGGUUCUGCCUAUGAAGAAGGAUAUCAGAACCAGGUUCCUAAACGGGACUUCUGGGAAACCUUCGGUAGUGAUUCGGGUCCCAGCGGCAACUCAGAGGCUCAGGCCAACAACAAGAAUAGUGCUGCAGAAAGCUGGGACACUUGGGACAAUGACUGGGAGAAAGCUGGAGAUGACAAGAACAAGAAGAGCCCGUCGAAAGUGGAUGAGGAUUCCUGGGACAACAGUGGCUGGUAGACCAGCAGAAACCUGCUCCACCUGCAGAGGGUUUGUGCGUUUGCUUUCAUCAGCCCUUCCUGCACAACACCCGUUACAAACACACUUUUGACUGGACAUGUCACUCGUUUCGCCUGUCGUUGUUUGUUUCUGUUGAGAAUGAGUUGAUAAAGGUCUUUCUGGCAUCUCUGUCCACAAUGGAGAAGUUUAAUAUUAUAACAGUAUAAUGUUUGAUAUUAUAGUGAUUUUGACACCAGCAGAGAUCUGCAUGUCAUCUGCUGUUUGUGGUCCGUGGAUCAUAAACCUUCAGAUCGCAGUGGCUUUCCUUUGUCAUGACAGACUCUUGUUUUUUUGUUUCUUGAAUUUUUAUUUUAUAUGUAUGUAUUCAUUAUAUAUACUGUAUGUAUAUGAUGAGCUGUCAAACAGAUUCUUAUUCAAAAAGAAAGAAAGAUUGAAAAAACAAAAAAAGAAUUUUUAUCAGUGAAAUCGUUCAGACUUCCUGUUCGUAAUGUAAUCAUAACAAUAACCAAACAUUCGUCUGUAAAAGCAUGACGCAUGGGCUCUUCAUUAUUUUAAUUAAUAUCCUCUAGUUCAUCCUCCAUCACCUCAUGGCCUUUUGUGGAAAUUUCAGAUUUUUUUUUUUUUUAAAUGUAGGACGUUUAUAAUCAUGUUGUGUUUUAGUUUGUUUGUUUCCUCCUUCUGUAAUAACCGUUGCGUGUUGUUCAUAUUGUCAUUCCAGAUGUGAAAUGUGCUGUUCGUGGCUUCUUGGAAUACAUGAAACAAAUGAUCUCAAAGAUUUCAUGUAAAACUCAAGACUUGGACAUCAAACAUCAUUAUUUAUUCAUAUUUCUCAUUUAUUUGGUCUUUUAUUUGUGAUUUCGGCUGAACGGGAUGUUUCUCCUUACCUCAGUAAUAAGGUGGUUGUUUACUGUAUUAUCGUCAAGUUCACCCAGAAUCUCUUUAUGAUAUUGAAUAUUGCUGUUAACCACACAUCAUAUGUUCAUGAAUUCAUUGACAUCUGCUGCUCCAUGGAUGUACCUGACUAGCACAUCUCUGCUAUGUGUGUUUGAAUUGUAACAACACCUGCUGUGUCUGAGGAACAUGGGUGAGCUACACUAUAUUCUGCUAGUUAAAUAGUAUAGUUAAUAAAGCUUUAAACACCACCUGA